Messenger RNA from Hymenoscyphus albidus, 1736 nucleotides. The record is from the annotation of a GenBank genome assembly. NCBI's taxonomy places the organism in Eukaryota, Fungi, Ascomycota, Leotiomycetes, Helotiales, Helotiaceae.
AUGCAAGAAAAGCGCGUAGAUUUCUACGCUGAAAUCAAAAGAUGGGGGGACUGUGUCAUUGGAAUCCCAACUGUUUGUUGUCUUGGCGAGAAGAUUUGUGGCGACAAAGUUAGUUGUGGCAUGUCUGCGAACUUGUGGUACGUUUCAUAAGUUGGGAUUUCGCAAGGAGAAAUGAGCUUACCUAGAAAAAUAGUCUGAAACUCAACGCCAAGUUAAAGGGGGUUAAUCACCAACUCAGACGUAAUGUUACUGCUGUGGACAAGUUCUAUGGAGCAACCGAGGUACCAAAAAAUACCAUGCUUGUUGGGGCUGAUGUGACUCACCCGAAGAAUGGAGAUGAUGGAUGUCCUUCAAUCGCCGGAAUUGUUGCUACAGACGAUCCCAACUCUGGGAAUUAUCUUGCUUCAGCUAUACUACAAAGGGGCACACAAGAAGUGAGUAUAAUUGUGUCUAAUUUGAGUCCUUCUAAUAUUCAACAGGAAAUUAGUGAGCUAGCUGCAAUGAUCAAGGAGCGAGUUAUUGCUUGGCAAGAUAAGGCGAUGGUAGCGAUGUAUCCAAAGAAGACACCCGGAGGGCCCAAAACAACGCAGAAACCGGGGAAUCUCACAACAUUGCCGUCCCACAUAUUCUUCUAUCGAGAUGGGGUUAGUGAGUUACAAUUAGGAAUGGUUCGCAAAGAGGAGUUACCGCAGAUCAAAGGAGGCUGCGGGAUGGCUCUAAAAGAGUUGACAUCCCAAAAAAAGAUCUCGAUAAAGGCUUGGGAGCCGAAAGUAAUAAUGUUUGUCGUUGUAAAGCGUCAUCACGCUAGUUUCUUUAAUACCUGGUUACCGAAUCCAGAUACAACCCAACCUCUUAGCGAGGCUGAUCAGAAAGAGGAGAAAAAGAAUCUACCUGCCGGAACUCUCAUCGAUACAAAGGUAGUGGCACCUUUUCGCAAAGAAUUCUAUCUUCAAAGCCAUCAGAGUGACGAGGGAACGGCCCGGAGCGCAUGCUACAUUUUAAUUGAAGACGAAUCAUGGUUGACCAUGGAGCAACUCCAGGAGGCAGUAAGUGUCUUCUAUCACUUAGCAUCUUACAAAACUGAUACUCACUAUGCAGACACAUCACUUCUGCUAUACAGGAACGCGAGCGACGAAAUGUCCCUCGACUUGUGUCGCAGCUCGCUACGCUGAUCUUCUUUGUGAUCGUCUAAGGCACUAUCUAAGACCUGCAUUGACGAAUAGCUAUCGACCAAGCAUCACGAGCAACGACAAAAGUGGCGACUUAGAUCCAGCCGAUUUUGCAAAUGAUGAAAAUAUUUGGGCGAUCGAAAAGAGCUCGGGCCAGGAACGAGACAAGUCAAAGAACCCGUGGCAUGAAAGGAUGGAUGGCAUUAUGUUCUACAUCUGAGGAACAUAUGUAAUCGGGUUUUGAUGAUCGAUAUUUCAAGCGGGGCAUGUGUUUGUUCGGAUCUUAUGACUUUCAGCUGUUUUCCUUUUCUGUUUUUAACUCCUCUCUCUAAUGGGAUUUCGUAUUCUCCGAUUUGUUAUUUUCCUUCUGCCCUUUGAUCUUUUACAGUCUGUUGUUCUUGGUACUUGUCCUCAUUACUAAGGUUUCGCAUGUUCGGCGUUUUUGAGUUUUCGUAGGGCUUUGGUCUGCUAUUUAGGGGGUGGAAAAUAACCUCAGCUGAGAAAGAAUAUGGCUGCAGGGAUACUGGUUGCUCGUGCAAUGUUUUCGUGUAUGGUAGUCUUGUAAUG